AUGGAGAGUGGGCAAAUGUUGCCUAUCUAUCUUAUGGGCCUGUGCUGCAGCAUGUGUAUGGUUGCAGCCAUCCAGAGGGCCCAAAUGUUCCCCUAUGGUACAUUAAGUGGAGAUUCAAUUUUGGAAGAAGGAGACGAUGAAACCUCCAAAGUCGUAUCUCUGCCCAAACCCUUCUACUUCUACGACACCCCCUUCUCCAAGCUUUAUGUGGCCACCAAUGGGAUCAUUUCAGCUCAGGACUUACCCAUGGAAAAUCAGUACGUUGACGAUGGCUUCCCCACAGACUUCCCGGUGGUGGCGCCGUUUCUGGCUGAUAUGGACACGAGUGGAGGACGAGGACAGAUUUAUUACAGGCUGACUGAAUCGCCCAGCGUUCUCAACAGAGUGGCCCAGGAAGUUCACCAAGGGUUUCCGGAUGCCAAAUUCACACCUACCCACGCUGUGGUGGCAACAUGGGAGAAUGUGGCCGCACAUGAGGAGCCCACUCGAACCAGCGGGGGGGCCUCAAGCAAGGUCAACACCUUCCAGGCGGUAAUUGGUUACGAUGAAACCGACUCGUACGUUCUCUUCCUCUAUCCCGAACAUGGCCUGAACUUCUUUGGGACGAGACCCAAGGAGUCAUAUAACGUGGAGAUAGAACUUGCCGCUCGGGUGGGAUUCAGCAGAGGAGAAAUAACCUAUCUCAUUUUUUCCCGAACGGAGGGACCUUACUACAGUGUGACCGGCAACGAGCAGAGUAUCAAACAUCUCGACAAAGUUGGUAACACUGGAAAUCCAGGCGUUUGGCUAUUUCACACUGGGAACCGCUAUUCAUUUGACAACAUUGUCCCUGCAUCCAUUGGUGGUCUCCUUGCAGCAACUUCCUCAAGAGAUUACGACCAAUCUCUGGGUGCCACAACCCCCGAGUAUGACUUUGAAGAGUACUCAUACAAAGGCAACCUUGACCUUGCCCAUCAAGAACAAGAAAGUGUUUUCCCUGUGGCUGUUGAAGAUCGAGAAUUCCAGCCAGUGCUCGCUAAUGAAUCCCUACAGCCAGGAAGCUCCAAUCUUCCUAUAGCAGCAUCCCAAGUCUCUCACGAUGGUGAAGAUUUACCUUUGACCUCUGAACCAAAGCUCAGAUCAGAGGUAGUGGAGAGGCAGUAUGCACCGCCAUCUCCUCAAGAGGCCAACCCAGAUGGGGGUGCUCAGUGGUCAGGGGAGCAGCAACCACAGGUUCCUGUGGAGGUGGGAGAUUUGUAUCCCCCUCACAGAAAUGAGCCGCCACUGUCCCCUGGAGGUCAUGUGGUCAGUGUGGAGGAAGAUGUUGACUUUGACACAGGAGUGAUUCAUUACACCACUGAAAAUAAGGAAACAUGUGCAAGAUUCCAGCAGCAGUGCUCUCAGAAUGCAUUUUGCUCUGACUAUGCAACGGGUUUCUGCUGUCAUUGUCGACCCGGCUUUUAUGGGAAUGGCCACCACUGCCUGCCGGAUGCCGCCCCCCAGCGCGUCAGUGGCAAACUCAGCGGAACUGUGACCGUGGGUUUGACUCCUGUGGAGCUCAACAACAUCGAUCUGCAUGCUUACAUUGUGGUGGGAGAUGGGAGGGCUUACACAGCCGUCAGUGAGAUCCCCGAGCCGGUGGGCUGGGCCCUGAUGCCAGCUGCGCCGAUCGGAGAGCUGUUCGGGUGGCUGUUUGCGCUGGAGCUGCCUAACAGCCAAGCAGGAUUCAAAACAACAGGGGCUGAGUUCACUCGUCGUGCCGAGCUUGUUUUUUACCCGGGCAACCAGCGGCUAUCAAUCACUCAGACAGGACGAGGCCUCGACGAUCACAAUCACUUCACUGUAGACACUGUGCUCAGUGGCGGUGUACCUUUUCUACCUCCUGCUUCUGAAGUUACCAUGGAUCCCUUUAAGGAAACAUACCAUUACUACCCAUCAGUUGCCACAUCCAGCUCCGUGAGAGAGUAUACCGUGGUCUCACCGGACCAAGGAUCCGAAUCCUUCUCAUUCCAGCUAAAACAGAACAUCACCUUCCGUGACUGUCGACAUGGCAACAGGGCUCUGCCUGUGGAGACCCUGCAGAUUACCAUGGAGAGGGUGUUUGUGAUGUAUGUGAAGGAGGAGCGGAUCCUGAGAUAUGCCAUCACCAACAAGAUCAGCCCAGUAGGAGAGUCUGGGGACUCUGAGCUGGUUAACCCUUGCUAUGAUGGAACCCAUGACUGCGACACAACUGCUCAGUGCAUUCCACUGGAGGACAAAGCUUUCCAGUGCCGAUGUGGAACUGGUUACAGAGGGGAUGGACAAAACUGUUACGAUGUCGAUGAGUGUGCGGAGAGCUUGCUGACAUGUGGUGCUCAUUCGCAAUGCAUCAACUUACCUGGUAGCCAUCGCUGCCAGUGCCAGAGCGGCUAUGAAUUUGGUUUUGAUGGCCGUACCUGUGUUGACAUGGAUGAGUGCAGCUCCUCUCCAUGCCACAUCAAUGCAAGAUGCACCAACAGUUUAGGCUCAUUCCAUUGUCAGUGCCAGAAUGGCUUUGAUGGAGAUGGUUUCCUCUGCUCCCAACAAGGACAGACGGAUGGUACUAAGAGCCUGUGUGAGCAGCACAGGGACAGUCUACAGAAUGGGCCUGGCCAAGAUAGUCGACUUCCUGUUGGGUUCUUUAUCCCUCAGUGUGACUCUGAUGGACGAUACAGACCACUGCAGUGCCAUGGUUCUACUGGACAUUGUUGGUGUGUGGAUCAUCGGGGGCAAGAGAUAGAUGGAAGCAGGACUCCUCCUGGUAUGACACCAACAGACUGUGAUAGACAUGGGCAACCAGUAGAACCUAAAUCUCAAUGUGAGCACCACAGAGACAGUGUACAGACCUCCAGUCCAGAGGGUUAUCCUUUGGUUGGAGUCUUUGUACCUCAAUGUGAUACAAAUGGAAAGUAUACACCUCAACAAUGUCAUGGCUCUACUGGACAUUGUUGGUGUGUGGACAGCCAGGGACAGGAAAGACCUGGAACCAGAACUCCGCCUGGUACAACACCCAUUGACUGUGAGAGACCAGAUCAUGCAAAAACCCACUGUGAACAUCACAGAGACAGCUCACAGGCCACUAGUCCAGAGGGUUAUCCAAUAGUUGGUGCCUUUGUACCUCAGUGUGACUCAAAUGGACAUUACACACCGUUACAGUGUCAUGGCUCUACUGGACAUUGUUGGUGUGUUGACAGCCACGGACAGGAAAGACCUGGAACAAGAACUCCACCUGGUACUACACCGACUAACUGUGCCCACCAAGAGCCUGGACGCCUUAAAAGUCAUUGUGAGCAGCACAGAGACAGUGUGCAGACCACCAGUCCAGAGGGUUAUCCACUUGUGGGAGCCUUUGUACCUCAAUGUGAUGCUAACGGACAGUACACUCCUCAGCAGUGUCAUGGUUCUAGUGGACAUUGUUGGUGCGUGAACAACAAAGGGGAAGAACGAUCUGGUACUAGAACUCCUCCUGGUACAACACCCGUUGACUGUGAAAAACCAGAACGUCCUAAAAGUCACUGUGAGUUGCACAGAGAUAGUAUACAGACGACAAGUUCAGAGGGUUAUCCACUGGUAGGAGCCUUUGUACCCCAGUGUGAUGCUAAUGGAGAGUACACUCCUCAACAGUGUCACAGUUCGAGUGGGCAUUGUUGGUGUGUGGAUAACCAAGGGCAAGAGAGACCUGGUACGAGAACUCCUCCUGGUGUAGCACCCAUUGAAUGCAACAAACCAGAACGUCCCAAAAGCCACUGUGAACAGCACAAAGACAGUAUAGAGACCACCAGUCCAGAGGGUUAUCCCCUGUUGGGAGCCUUUGUACCUCAGUGUGAUGCUGAUGGGGAAUAUUCACCUCAACAGUGCCACGGAUCUACUGGACAGUGCUGGUGUGUGGACAGCCAAGGACAGGAAAGACCUGGAACCAGAACACCUCCUGGUACAACACCCAUUGACUGUGAGAGAAAAGAUGAACGUCCGAAAACCCAUUGUGAACACCACAGAGACCGUGUACAGACAACCAGUCCUGAAGGAUAUCCAUUAGUCGGAUCCUUUGUACCUCAGUGUGAUACUAAUGGACAGUACACACCUCAACAAUGUCAUGGCUCUACUGGACAUUGUUGGUGUGUUGACAGUCAAGGACAUGAAAGACCCGGAACCAGAACUCCACCUGGUGAAACACCCACUGACUGUGAGCAACCAGGUGAACAUCCCAAAACCCAUUGUGAGCACCACAGAGACCGUGCGCAGACCACCAGUCCCGAAGGAUAUGCUUUAAUUGGAGCCUUCAUACCUCAAUGCGAUAAUAAUGGACAGUACACACCUCAGCAAUGUCACGGCUCUACUGGACAUUGUUGGUGUGUGGACAGCCAAGGACAGGAGAGACCUGGAACCAGAACUUCCCCUGGCACAACACCCAUUGACUGUCAGAGACAUGAUGAACGUCCUAAAACCCACUGUGAACACCACAGGGAUCGUGUAGAGACUACCAGUCCUGAAGGAUAUCCAUUAGUCGGAGCCUUUGUACCUCAGUGUGAUACUAAUGGACAAUAUACACCCCAACAGUGUCACGGUUCUUCUGGACAUUGUUGGUGUGUGGACAGUCAAGGCCAGGAAAGACCUGGAACCAGAACUCCCCCGGGCACAACACCCAUUGACUGUGAGAAACCGGACGAACGUCCUAAAACCCACUGUGAACACCACAGAGACCGUGCACAGACGACCAGUUCAGAAGGUUAUUCACUAGUAGGUGUCUUUGUACCUCAGUGUGAUGCGAAUGGACAGUACAUUCCUCAACAGUGCCACAGCUCCAUUGGACAGUGUUGGUGUGUGGACCGCAAUGGCCAAGAGAGAGCAGGAACAAGAUCUCAAGAUGCAUUUUCACCUAUAGACUGUGACAAGCCAGUCUACGUGGCUCCAACCGAACGUCCCGAGAGUGUGUGUGAGCGCUGGAGGAGCAGUUUAAUGGAGCACUAUGGUGGGAAGCCAGAACCACAACAGUACCUGCCUCAGUGUGAGCCAGAUGGGCAGUUCAGUCCAGUUCAGUGCUAUGGGGAGACCACCUAUUGUUGGUGUGUGGACCAGGAUGGGCGAGAGGUUCCUGGUACCAGGUCAAAUGAUGUCGUCAAGCCUGCAUGCCUUCCAUCAGUGGCUCCACCAAUCACUCUCCCAUUACCCCGUCCAGAUGUGACUCCUCCCCCUAAUGCUGAUGUCACAUUGCUCUAUGCUCAGGGACAGAAGAUAGGAGCACUUCCUCUCAACGGGAGCAGACUAGAUACAAGCCGGUCCAGAACGUUACUGACUCUACAUGGCUCCAUAGUUGUUGGUCUGUCCUAUGACUGCAAACAGAACCAAGUAUAUUGGACAGAUUUGUCUGCGCGGACCAUUAAUAGAGCAUUACUGGUGCCAGGAGCUGAGCCAGAGAUACUCAUAAACUCAAAUCUGGUCAGUCCAGAGGGGUUGGCUGUGGAUGUUAAUCGAAGAUUGAUGUUCUGGGUGGAUUCCAACCCUGACCUAAUCGAAAGGUCCAACUUGGAUGGCAGUGAUAGAAAGACACUUUUCGACUCAGACUUGGUCAACCCACGGGCCAUAAUUGUGGUCUCUUCAACCGGUUCUCUGUACUGGACCGACUGGAAUCGAGAGGCUCCCAAAAUUGAGACCGCGUCAGUGGAUGGACGGAACCGCCGGGUGGUGGUUUCUGAUGGAAUUGGUUUACCUAAUGCGCUGACGUUUGACUAUUCUUCUGGGCAAAUCUGCUGGGCCGAUGCAGGUACUAAGCGGUUAGAAUGUAUAUUGCCAGACGGCUCAGGGCGAAGAGUAAUCAACCCCGGACUGAACUAUCCCUUUAGCAUGGUUUACCACAGAAACCACUUCUAUUACACUGACUGGAGGAGGGACGGUGUGAUCACAGUCAAUAAACACAGUGGAAAGCUCACUGAUGAAUAUUUGCCAGAGCAGAGGUCUCACCUGUAUGGAAUCGCCAUAGCAACAUCCCACUGCCUAUCAGGGAACCAUUAA
Messenger RNA from Nerophis lumbriciformis (worm pipefish), 6006 nucleotides. The record is from RefSeq and is a predicted model, not a curated record. Lineage: Eukaryota; Metazoa; Chordata; Actinopteri; Syngnathiformes; Syngnathidae.